Paramuricea clavata is the source of this 243-nucleotide messenger RNA. The record is from the annotation of a GenBank genome assembly. Lineage: Eukaryota; Metazoa; Cnidaria; Anthozoa; Malacalcyonacea; Plexauridae.
AGAAGCCCAGACCUCCUCCUGGUGGAUGCUGUCCAAAGAAAUAUAUCCGUCAAUGCUGCCCGGUCACAGGUGAUAAUGAAACUAUCUAUCCUUGUGAAAAACAACCAAUAUCGUCAAGACCCGGAUCAGGUGUUCCAACCAUAAACCCAAAGACUGCCUGUGUUUACAGCUGGCUUACUCAGGCAUGUGCAGGCGGAUUUUACCUGGAUGGAAGAUCACAUGCGCCAAAAGCUUGCCCAAAAG